This is a messenger RNA of Puccinia graminis f. sp. tritici CRL 75-36-700-3, 1355 nucleotides long. RefSeq names its product 40S ribosomal protein S2. Gene Ontology annotation, cellular component: ribosome; cytosolic small ribosomal subunit. The coding region runs from base 177 to 992 and encodes 271 amino acids. NCBI's taxonomy places the organism in Eukaryota, Fungi, Basidiomycota, Pucciniomycetes, Pucciniales, Pucciniaceae. Gene Ontology annotation, biological process: translation. The transcript is spliced from 5 exons. Gene Ontology annotation, molecular function: RNA binding; structural constituent of ribosome. The record is from RefSeq and is a predicted model, not a curated record.
CCUCGAGCCAGUUUGCGAGUCUCACCAGAACCGGACAAUCCGACGACCCGCCCUAGCCGAAGCCACCCUCGACUCGGGAGUAGCAGCGUAGCAGACCAAGAACCCCAAUCAACCCCCAAGCCGCGGCAGACUCGCUCCCCCUCAAGACCAAAGACAAGAAGAAGAAGACGAAGAAGAUGGCAGACAAACCUCAACCAAGUGGCGCUGGUGCUGGAGCUGGUGGCGAGCGUGGUGGGUUCGGACGAGGACGAGGGGCUGGUGGCCGUGGUGGUCGCGGUCGAGGCGGCGCCCGUCGUGGUGGUAAGAGAGAUGAAGAGAAGGAAUGGGUCCCGGUCACUAAACUUGGUCGACUGGUCAAGGACGGCAAGAUCAAAUCGAUCGAAGAAAUUUACCUCUUCUCUCUUCCGGUCAAGGAGUACCAAAUCAUCGACCUUCUCUUGCCCAACCUUAAGGAUGAGGUGAUGAAGAUCAUGCCGGUGCAGAAGCAAACCCGAGCCGGUCAACGGACCCGAUUCAAAGCAUUUGUGGCGAUUGGGGACUCGGAUGGUCACUUAGGACUCGGUGUGAAGUGCGCCAAGGAAGUAGCGACGGCGAUCCGAGGGGCGAUCAUCAUUGCCAAGCUCUCGAUCAUCCCGGUCCGACGAGGAUACUGGGGUGCCAAGCUCGGGGAACCCCACACGGUGCCCUGCAAGGUCCAAGGAAAGACUGCCUCCGUCUACGUCAAACUCGUCCCUGCUCCCAGAGGUACCGGCAUCGUCGCCGCCCCCGCCAGCAAACGGCUCCUCCAACUCGCCGGUGUCCAGGAUGUCUACACUCAAUCGCGUGGAAACACUUCCACUAUGGGUAACUUCUUGAAAGCCACCUAUGCCGCCAUUACCGCUACCUACGGUAUGCUCACUCCAGACAUGUGGCAACAAAUUCCUCCUCCACCCCAACCUUACGAGGAAUUCUCAACCCACUUACAACUGACUGCUUCUAAGACCACUUAUUAGUCUAGUUUCCUGCCUCCCUUCAUGUGAACUCAAAAGACCAAAACUUUCAGUGGUUUUCAUCGAUCUUUUAUGCUCUAUGUCAUGCACACUGAAAUGAAUUACUCGAUUGUCUCUCUUUCUCAUGUUAUUAAUGAGGGUUGAGUCUAAGCGAUUUGCGAAACCCGCUUCGUGUCUACUUGACUCAUACGGCAUGUUGCCUCCUUGAGAUUGUAUCCCAUUGUAUUGCCUCGACUGAUCUGUCAUGGUCAGCUCAUUUAUGGCACAGAUUCCAUCUAAAUGACCAAUUCGUCUUUCUGAGUACAUAUCUCUGGGAGCGAUUAGUGAAUGUCCGUCAUGGGUAGGCUUCGUUGUACUUUAGAGAGA